This is a messenger RNA of Olea europaea var. sylvestris, 1818 nucleotides long. RefSeq names its product zinc-finger homeodomain protein 4-like. The transcript has 2 exons. Lineage: Eukaryota; Viridiplantae; Streptophyta; Magnoliopsida; Lamiales; Oleaceae. The record is from RefSeq and is a predicted model, not a curated record. Gene Ontology annotation, biological process: regulation of developmental process; regulation of DNA-templated transcription. Gene Ontology annotation, molecular function: DNA-binding transcription factor activity; transcription cis-regulatory region binding. Bases 697 to 1551 code for a protein of 284 amino acids. Gene Ontology annotation, cellular component: nucleus.
GUAGCAAAAACCCCACUUUAUUUAUUUUUAUUUUUUAUUACUCUCUAAAACUCACUUGGUGAUUCCUCUUUGUCCGUAAAAAAUCUGCUUUUUUCCAUCUCUCACUCUCUCCUCUCAACCCUUUUUAUGCUCCUCACUACAGCUAUAACCUCAUGUUUUGUCCUUCAUUCACUUCUCAAACAACCUGCAAGACACUCUCUCUCUUUCUUGUUCUUCUCUCUUCUUCUGUUCUUCAUAACCUUCACUAGUAACAAUUUUUAAUUCUAAAACCCCUUGAAUUUUCUUAGCUCUGAAAACACCAUUUCUAAGUGUUUUUGUCUUUUGCCAUUGAAGGAACCCUGUAAUGAGUAAGUGUUGACCCUUCACUCUAUUUAGUUCAAUUCCUUCUCAAGAAAUACAGAUAGUGAAGUAUUUGAAGAGAGAAACAAGGGAUAGGUUCUCAUUAUGGCCAGCUGUUGUCAAUAUCCACACUCAUAUUUGUUUAUUUUGAUUUGACGAAGGUUUUGUUUCCUAGUUUUGUAGCGUUUGCUCCAAAAAGAGAAGAAAGAAAAAACAUCUUAGGUAUUCUUUAGUCCGCAGCCAACUACAUUAAUUUAAUCAUUUAGCCGUUGUGACUUGUUCAAUCUCUUUUGGUCUCCAAAAAAAGAAAAAACAUAGUAAAAAAGGCAAAGAGAUAGAGAGAGAGGGGAGCUAGAAAUGGAAAUGCCAAGUCAAGAAGUGGAGAUUCCAAUUCCAAUAAACAUCACAUAUGGUGGGGGACAUGGCCAUGGGCACAUGAUCCAUCAUGACUCUGCAGCCCACAAUCGUAUUAUACCUGCAGCUUCAGCAUCCCUUCAAAUGCCAUCAAAUGGCCCCAUAUCCUCCAUGCUUGAGGACCAUGUGCCGUACAAGAAAAUGGUUAGGUACAGAGAGUGCCUUAAAAACCAUGCAGCUUCCAUGGGUGGUAACGCCACUGAUGGCUGUGGAGAAUUUAUGCCUAGUGGAGAAGAGGGCACUUUAGAAGCCUUAACUUGCUCAGCCUGUAACUGCCACAGAAACUUCCACAGAAAAGAAGUUGAAGGGGAGCCUUCUCCUAGUGAUUUCUAUCAAAAUCCAAGAGUGGGAAGGAAAUAUUUUGUAGGACACCACAAGGGGAUUUUGGGGUCUGAAGCAUUAGGGUACCAUACUGGGUCACUGAUUUCCUCUAGAGCAGUGGCACCACAUCAGAUGAUAAUGUCCUACGACAUGGGGUCACUGCCUUCGGAGUCAGAUGAGCAGGAGGAAGGUGAUGGCGGCGGCGGCGGUGGCGGUGGAGGUGGUGGGAUGGUGGCCCGGCCACCUCAGCUGGUGAAGAAGAGGUUCAGAACAAAAUUCACUCAAGAGCAAAAGGAGAAAAUGUUCAACUUUGCAGAGAAAGUUGGAUGGAAAAUACAAAAACAAGAAGAAUCCGUGGUGCAACAAUUCUGUCAAGAAGUUGGGGUCAAAAGAAGAGUACUAAAGGUUUGGAUGCACAACAACAAGCACAAUCUUGCCAAGAAAAACCUUCAAUCCAAUGAUCAAAACCCAGUUUAAGAACAAAUUCAAAGAGUAAUUUUCGAAGUUCUUGUCAACUAAAAGUACUUAUAAUUAUUUUAUUUUCUUCUUAUUUUGGAUUUCUCACUUUUCCUUUAGUUGGCUAGUUAUAUAUAUCUUAUAAUGACACUGUUUAUGUAACUUAGUUUUGGAAACUGCCUUUGGUCACGAGUGAUUUCAUUGCAGAAUGAAGUUUUCUCAAACUUCUCUGAGUAUCUACAGUGUAUGUUGAAAAUGAUUACUUCAGUAAUAUUAUUAUUAUUAUCA